AUGGCUGAAUGGGAUCUGGAAUCCCUUGACACCUAUAUCCAGAACACACUGUCUUCCCUCUACCCACCUUUUGAGGCCACGGCAGCCACGGUGCUCUGGCAGCUGUUCAGUGUGGCUGAGAGGCUCCACGGUGGGGAUGGGCUGCGCUGCCUCACUGACUUCCUCAUUCCAGCCAAGAAGGUCCUACAAUACCUGCAGCAGGAAGCCUGUGCCAGGUACACAGGCCUCAUCUUCUUCCAUGAAGGCUGGCCACUGUGCAUCCAUGAGAAGGUCGUGGUGCAGCUGGCAUCCCUCCGCGGAGUUAGGCUCAGGCCUGGGGACUUCUAUCUACAGGUCACAUCAGUGGGGAAGCAGUCAGCCAGACUGGUUUUAAAAUGCCUCUCUCAGCUUGGACGGGGCUCAGAAGAAGUUACUGUCCCUGAGGCCAUGUACAGCUGCGUCUUCACAGGAGAGUUCCUGGAACAGCUGAACGGGGAGCGGAACGGUGUCCCCUUGCAAAACUGCUUGCUGACCUCAGGCUCCGCCGUCUUCCGCACCCCAUGGAGCAGUGUCACAGACCCCAUCUUUGUCCCAACAUUCAGGACCGCCCUGCCCCACCGCAGCUGCCCCAGGCCUGAGCAGCCACCACCUAUAAGUGCCUCCAAAGCUCUGGCCCCAGCACCAGUCAUGGCCAGCACUCGUCCCCAUGAGAGUACCCCUCCCAGUGACACCCCCACCCUGCCCCACUGUGGUGGGCAACCCAGCAGUGACCAGCCCAUCCACCAGCCUUCUGCAGGAAGGGCUGGGUGGGAAAACCCUAGAAGCACGUUCUGGAGCUCUGACGGAGGCCUUGUAGGGGUUGGGCCCUCAGAGCCAGGCUUGUGGGAAGGACCAGGAGAGAGCCUGGACCCCACAGACCAAAGAGACGGUCCCCAGGCCCUCAUUGUCCGUGAGGACAUGGGCAGCCCAAGCUCCAGAAGGCAGUCACCCAGGGACCCAGCCUGCAUGGAGGCCAGACGUUGGUUUAGGAAGUCCUAUAUGGAGGCCCUGCGGAACCCCAUGCCCCUGGGCUCCAGUUCCGAAGAGUCCCUUGGGGAUGAGGCCUGCAGCUCCGAGACCACAGGGGCUGGGGCAGCAGCCAGCCGAACCCAGAAGGAAACCCCCAGCCUCUGGGGAGACCACGGGGAGAUCUCAAGUCAGGAAAGCCAUCCAGGAGCCGCUAGGAGCACCCUUCCCAGGCGGUCUCGGUCCUGUGACAGGUCCUUCAGGAGCUCCCGAGGUGAGGCCCAGCGGUCCUCCCACCACUCACUCGGCACCAGGCCUGGAGGUCUUUUAGGAGGACAAGCUGAGGGGACCAGAAGCGCAGGCUCCAGCGGCCCCUCCUGCACCACAGGGGAGAGUCCAGGUAACGGCCCCAAUCCCGACCCUUCCUGCUCCUCCCUAACCCACCUCCCACAUCCCACCCCCACCCCUUCCCCUCCUCCCUUCUCCCACUCCAUGCUCUCUCCUUGUGUUUGUGGCAAGUUGAGCGGCUGCCUUCAAACCGGAGAAACAAUUCAUCUUUGGGUGUCUUUCUGUUGUCCAGCCAGUGUUAACACCAACAGCAACGCUUUCCGGGCUCGUGCUCCUGGCUGGAUUUCAGAUGUGCUUGCUGAGCCGUUGUGCCCAGAGGGAGAAGGACAGCCGCCCAGCACAGGAGACCUGCCCAACCAGGUACCCAGGAAUGUGCUGGAGGUCAGCCAGGAGCUCCUGCAGUCCGGGGUCGUCGUCCUCCCAGGGACCCGGGACCACCAAGGGAGAGCAGUGGUACAGGUCUGCACAACGAGCCCGCUCUGGUCCAGCAGACACAGCUCCAGCGCCGAGCUGACCCGCCUGUUGCGGUACCUCCACGGCAUCCCCAGUUUCACCCAUCCUUGGGAGGUCACAGACCUAAUCAGCCAGCACAAGGAGACAAUGAAAUGUGUGCUGGAAGACGCACUGCUGGUCGCCCUCCGCUUGGAGGGUGGCACUGUGCUGGCGCGGCUGAGGAGGGAGCAGCACGGUGCCGGCCAAGACUGCCGGGAUGCCAUCGAGGUUGCCUCCAGGCUGUACGAUCAAGUAGACGAAGAGGUCCACAAGGUGGUCCUUGCCUCCAACAGGUGUCUGCAGGAGCUGGAGAGGCUACGGGAAGCGAGGGUGCUCCAGGAGGGACAAGGGCAGGUGGAUGGGUGGAUGCCGCAGUGUCUGGAACAGCUGGGUCCCGAGCCGGUCACUGAGUAUCCGAAGAGCUGUCGCCAGGAGGCCACAGAGCUGACUGCGUGGAGUUUCCCCGGGGCGAGCACGGUGGGGGCAGGCCUGGGCAGCUGGCGGGCACUGCCGCAAUGGCACAGCUCGUGGCUGCAGAGCCAGCAGAGUCGACUCUGCUUCCAAGGGGCCCUUUCUGGGGCUCCCCCCGACCCUGGGGCCCCACCUCUGGGCCCGAGCCCCCUGCAGUACGAGCUUCCCCGGAGGGCUGAGAGGAGGCACUGUGAGCCUUCUUGGAUCCCCCACGCUGAUCCGGAGGGCCACACUGGGGAGCGUGCCCAGCUGCUGCCCGGCCUCCCCGAACAAGCCGCUCUCUGCGGGCAGGAGGGUGAGCACCCGGCCCCAGACAAGAGCCCUGCCUGCUCCUCCGAGCCCAUCCACACACCCACAACCCACACCAAGAAAUAUCCCCUGAAGAAAAUCAUGAGGAAAACACAAAGCUUUGAGAUUCCACAGCUUGACAGUGGCCCCCGGGACUCCCCCUGGCCAGGCCACACUGGGCUUCUCAUCAGGGGCCUGGAGGUGACCAGCACUGUGGCCUCAGAGAAGCAGCCCCCACCGAGGCCACAUGCCGAGAGCCCCCUGGGUACUCGGACCCGGAGCCUGUCCUCUCCCUCCAGGAUCCACCCAUCCGAGGAGGACAGGAGGAGGCAAACAGGAAGCAGCCGACUGCAGCACAUAAUGGCCGAGAUGGUUUCCACAGAGAGGGAGUAUGUCAGGUCCUUAGGAUAUGUCAUCGACAACUAUUUUCCAGAAAUGGAAAGGACAGACCUGCCUCAGGACCUUCGAGGGAAGCGCAGCAUGAUCUUUGGGAACCUGGAGAAGCUCUAUGACUUCCACCGCCAGCAUUUCCUCGCAGAGCUGGAGCGCUGCCAGCCCUGCCCCUUGGCAGCGGGCCGCGGGUUCCUGAGACACGAGGAACAGUUUGGCAUGUACGCGCUUUACAGCAAGAACAAGCCCCGGUCAGAUGCUCUGCUCUGCAGCCACGGCAACGCCUUCUUCAAGGACAAGCAGCGGGAGCUGGGAGACAAGAUGAACUUGGCCUCCUACCUGCUGAAGCCCGUGCAGCGUAUGGGCAAGUACGCACUGCUUCUCCAGGACCUGGCCAGGGAGGCCAGCUGCUGCCCUGCCUGGGAGCAGGAGCUGGGCGAGCUCCGGGCUGCCGAGGGUGUGGUCCGCUUCCAGCUGCGCCAUGGCAACGACCUGUUGGCGAUGGAUGCGGUCCGAGGCUGUGAUGUAAAUCUGAAGGAGCAGGGGCAGCUGAGAUGCCAGGACGAGUUUAUCGUCUGCUGUGGAAGGAAAAAGUAUCUGAGGCACGUCUUCCUCUUUGAAGACCUCAUCCUGUUUAGCAAGACCAAAAAGGUGGACGGAGGCUACGACACCUACAUGUACAAACAGUCCUUCAAGACAGCCGAGAUUGGGAUGACGGAGAACGUCGGAGACAGUGGCUUGAGGUUUGAGAUCUGGUUCCGCAGACGGCGGAAAUCCCAGGACACCUACAUUCUCCAGGCCAGCUCUGCAGAGGUCAAGACAGCCUGGACCCACACGAUAGGGCAGAUCCUGUGGCGGCAGGCUCUGCGGAACAGAGAGCUCAGAAUGCAGGAAAUGGUGUCAAUGGGGAUGAGCACCAAACCGUUCGUGGACAUCCAGCCCAGCGAUGCAGCCAUAAGUGAUCGGGCCGUCAAGAAGGGGGCAGAGUCAUGGACGCGAGCACCCAUAGCCGUGCCCCCCUGUGACCACGCCACCUCCUUUAAGAGGCCACACUCUACCAUCUCAGACAGCAGCACCUCCUCCUCUGGCAGCCAGUCCUCCUCUGCCCUGGGGCCACCGGGCCUGCAUGCCACUGCCAGCCCAGCCCUGCGGAGCUCUGCCUCCUGCCCCUGGCCGUACGACAUGCGCACCUGCUUCGAGGAGGAAGAUGAGCUGGAGCAGGAGACCGGGAGCCAGCCUUCCAUGAUGGCUGAGUGCACGUCGUUGGGGGCCGGUGGCCUCAGGCUCCCAGGGCUGUUCUCUGAGGAGGGCCCCCAGAGCACCUGCCCUGCUGUCCCCAGGAGGGGCUCCCAGCAGCAGCUCCACAGCCAGUUCACCACAACCCUGUGAGGUAUUUGGAUGAGACUCAGCCCAGGGAGAAUCCCCGUCAGAGGGAGCAGAGGACCCUCGGCCCAGACCUGUGCCUGAGGUCUGGGAAUGAGGCGUUCAUGCUGGGAGCUCCUGAUGCACCCCUACCGCAGCUGCUGGCCACCCCACCCUCAGCACGCCAUGGGCCCUGCCUGCCUCGCCAUCACCUGGCCUCCCUCCACUCCUUCUGGGGCUCCUCAACCCCAGUCCACAGGCUCAGAGGGCUAGCCGGCCCAGAUCUCCACACCCGCACUGCUCUGAACUCCCCUGUGCUCCGAGGGCUGUGCCAAGGUUGGGGUGGAAACACACGGACCCCUGGUUCCGUUGGGGAGGUCCAAGCAGGCUUGGGGUCUCUCAGAGCAAGGUGGGCCCUCUGCAACCCUGUUUCCUGCAGUUCCAGGCCACACAGGCCCAGGGGCGACAGUCCCCUGGAGUAGCCCUCAGUGAGAUGUGUCCCAGACACAGAGGGUGCCUCUGAGUAUAAUUGGAAUGUUGGUUCUCUUUCCUUUUUAGCAAGGCAUGUGUAGACAGUGGGGCUGCCAGUCACCACCUGUGGGCCUGGGUCCCAGGUUGGGGGGAGGGCACAGCAGCUAGGCCUGAGGUCUGGGGUGUAGAGAGCGCCCCAAGAGGACCACCCCUCUCCAAAUGGAGCAGAAUAAUAAUAAGCAGGGAAAGCCUAGGUAGACAGAAGACUUCAGUGAGUUUCCUGCUGCAGGUGUCUUCCCCAUGAGACCCCCAUUCUCCAGGCGGCAGCACCACCAGACCAGCCACCUGGAACAGGGGCGGGUGGACAGGCAGGGUCCACACCAGAGGGACUUUGCGACUUUGCCUUUCCCAGCUGCUUUGAGCUGUUUCCGUUGUUACUUUGUUUCAGUGCUGACUUGUUCCGAACUCCAGGAACAUAAAUAAAUGGGACCUGUUUUUCUAA
Messenger RNA from Panthera uncia (snow leopard), 5308 nucleotides. It is a transcript of the gene PLEKHG4B, whose product is annotated as pleckstrin homology and RhoGEF domain containing G4B. Lineage: Eukaryota; Metazoa; Chordata; Mammalia; Carnivora; Felidae. Gene Ontology annotation, molecular function: guanyl-nucleotide exchange factor activity. The coding region runs from base 1 to 4362 and encodes 1453 amino acids. The transcript has 18 exons. The record is from RefSeq and is a predicted model, not a curated record.